This is a messenger RNA of Cydia fagiglandana, 2490 nucleotides long. RefSeq lists its product as uncharacterized. The transcript is spliced from 8 exons. Bases 243 to 1070 code for a protein of 275 amino acids. NCBI's taxonomy places the organism in Eukaryota, Metazoa, Arthropoda, Insecta, Lepidoptera, Tortricidae. The record is from RefSeq and is a predicted model, not a curated record.
GCGGCCAAAGCUACCCGACCGCACCCGUGUGCCACACCGCAUGAAAUUAAAAAAAAAUGCGACCCAUAAACAAGUGCUAAGUGUCAGUGUGGCUGUGGGGGAUUUUAACACAUGUGGCAAAGGGGUAUAAGGUUCGAUACGGCGUGGCAUAAGCCGGGGUAGUUUCGAACGUGUUUAGAACGUCUUUGUGCUUCGGAAUGAUACGGUGGCCUCGUGACAUGUGACGCGGGUCCGUGAGCGGCAUGCGGGUCGCACGCUCCGAGCGGGCCGGUGUCUCGCUGGCCGCGCUCGCUCUACUGCUGGUAUGGCCGCUCUGUACCGCCGAGGAUACCACCACCGCUGCUCCUUUCAAUGCAGCAACACGCGGCACGUCAAUGUACGGCGACGGCUGCUCCAUCACCAACGACUGCGGCUUCGCUGACUCCAUCUGCGACGAGAGCCUCAAGACCUGCCACUGCCACCCUGACAAGCCGGCUACCAACUACGUGGAUAAAUGUGGAAAACCGUCAAGCAUAAACGAAACAUGCACGUUCAACGAGCAAUGCGAGGAGGCGGUGAUCAUGACGGAGUGCCGCAACGACCGCUGUGCGUGCAAGUACGAGAUGGUAGCCGAGGUGACCGUCGAUGGCGGCGUGGUCUGUCAACCGGAAAAACAAGUGGAACCUUCGACGAAGACAAUCGACCCGGCGAUGAUCGGCGUGCUGGUCGGCAUGGCGCUCAUGUUUGUCAUCAUCUGCGUCGUGCUCCGGCUAUUUAGCAGGGCCCGAUGGAGAGAAAACCGUACAAUCUUCAACACGCCCAAUCCUCGACUGAUGAAUGUUUCUCUGCUGAGGGACUCCAAGCUGCUGCAUUCUCAGGACCGCCGCGGGUCCCGCGUGAGUAUGCGCCCGCCGUCAAGACAGGCCAGUCAGCAGGAGCUCAGACCCCAUUCACCUAGUCCAGGGUCUCGACGUGGAUCAAGAGCCAGCAGUGGGCAUUCAGCGACCUCUCUCAGGUCCGCCACUCUCCGGUCACCAACCACUCCUGGCCCCACAUCCGUCACCGUGGAAAUUAGACCUCCAGAUGCGUAAAUUAUUAACAACGUUAACCAACCUAAAGUACCUAAUAAAGUGAAAAUUAAAAUUAAUAAUAUAGAUGAAACGGUAUCUAAAAUUAAAACGGAAUGUAAUCUAAACGUGUUUCUUAAAUGAAAUGCUAUUAAUGUAUUUUUUAAUACAGCAAUUUCUGUAGCACAUGCUAAAUAAUGUAACGUGAGAAUUCAGUCCAAAUGUUUACAAUAUUUGUGAUAAUAUUUACCAAUCGUUUAACAUUAAAAUUAGGCUUACACUCAUCAUCAAAAAUAAAGACUUUACUAUUAGCAAUAAUAAAUAAUCGUGCACUGUAUCUAUAUGACAGCCACUUAAAAAAGUGCCUCUAAAUCAAAAUGCAUAAAGGUUUGUUUCUCAUGAAUAUUCAAAUUAUAAAAAUAAGAUAAACUACAAAACACAAAUAUAGAAGUAAUUUUCACUAUAAACUAGAUUAUGAAAUGUAACCACAUACAAAUCCAAAACUUAAUUUUCACAAUCCAGAUAAGUCACCUUAGAUCUAUAGCACAAUCCAACGAUAUUUUUAGUAUUAAGUAUAGUUUUAAAGUUUAGCUUUUUUAGCGUUAGAAAGAUCGCUUUUUGCCAACGUUUGUAGUCUCAUAGUUAAAUUAGUUUAUUAUUAAUACGUAAGCAAGAUGUAUCGAUAAUUUCAGAUUUCUCUUCUUUUGGAUUCCUCGUAAGUGGAUGCUAGAUUUGUGAUUCUAUGCCUUAGGGUAUUAGCUUACUAAAGUAAAAGGUAGUAGGCGAAUGUAGAAGUAAAUAUUUAUUUACGGGGACCAUCUCCUUGAUAGGAAUGAUCUGAAUUUCGAAUUAGGGUGGACUUAGCUUAGAGAUGGAAGCUUCGCUUUCUACAUCUAUUACCACUAUAAGAUUAUAAGUAGCUUUAACUUUGAAGAUGGAUGUCGCUUUUAAGUUGAGGUUUCAUCGAGAGAGUGUUGUGAAUCGAAGUUAAUUUUAUUCUCAUUAUUUCUCUUUUUAUAUCUUAACCUAAAACAUGUGUAAAUCGGGGAAGUUUACACAUUCUAAAAGUUAUAUGUGCACUUUGAAGCUUUGACCAAAUAUAGGUAAACGCAAACGCACAAACGUCAAUGGUUACCAUAGUAGACGUUUCAUCUGAUAUAAUUAUCACUUAAAUAAAAACAGUGUUUAAAAUUAAUGCAGGAUCAUAUUCAUCUUCAUUAAAAUGUGGAAUCUACUUCAAUUAAGGGGAAAAAUUGUCGUAGAAUUCCACAUACCUCUUCGUGUUUUGGUAAUGCAAGUAAAUUAUGGACUAAGCUAUCGUAACUAAUAAAAUGUGCUCACGUCAUGAAAGUAAUAUUUCUAACACUGUUCUAGUUAUAUAUACCUACUGAAAUUAUGCUGUAAUUUAAAUAUAUAAACUUUUAUUAAAACCUAUACUUCCGAA